AUGAAUGCGGUAAGAAUUUUUACUAUAAUAACUGCUUAUCAUGUGUUGUUUAGCCAUAAAUGCUCACAAAAACUCUUUGAGACUAUACCUUCUCGACUUGGCCGUGUAAGGGACAUGGUUCUGGGCUUCAUCGUCAGGCAUUCUCCUUUACUCCUCCAGCGUUUGGUCAUUCAGUUAUGCCCUCCGUCCUGGCUUGUCAGCCUCUCGAAAUAUACUGGAACUUAUGAUGGCUACUGUAUUACUCCAUGUGUCUUAUCUCUUUCUUCUGACAUUGUGGUCCAGUAUGGAAUUGGAAUAACAAGCAGUCGGGCUGCAAUGCAGGAGUACGCAUACAAGCGUGUGGAUCAAGCUGUAGUCCGCAUCCCCAAGGUCUAUCGAUUUUUCAUGUACCGCUCAGCCAAUCGUUCAUGCUCUUAUGGGUAUUUAUUUAUGGAGUAUAUGAAAGGAAAGACUGUUCUUGAGCUUGAUGAAGCUACAGAAAACAAUGAAGCUAGUACUGCUUUAACAAAGCAGAUAUCUGGCAUUGCUGUUCAUCUUCUGUCAAUCAAGGCCCCAGAUGGAACACCACCUGGUCCGGUAAAUGGUGCUCCUCCUGAUGGAUAUUUGUGGGGAGAUGAUGGUUCAGACACUGCUUUUGCUUCCGCCGCUGAUUGGAAUACAUGGCUAAACAGAAGGCUUAAAAUAAUAAACAAGUCCAUUGACAUCAGUCCAUACUAUCCUCUUGUGAUAUGCCAUGGUGAUUUUGUUCGCAGAAACAUCAUUGUUCUAGAUGAUAACAAGGAUUCAAAAACCAACAGGAAUUAUAGCUAUGAAGGAAGACAACUGGCCUUAGUUGAUUGGGGCUUUGCCGCACUCUUGCCUCGGAUGUGUGAAUUUGCGUCAAUGUUUAGUUAUAAUGAUGAAGGGGGAUAUCAAUAUACAUUGAACCUGCUCCAGGCUACUAAGGAUGAAAUAGGAGGGCUGACACAGGAAGAGGAGGAAUGUUUCAAACUGCUUGUCAGUGCACGAGCAAUGUGCUUGAGAUAUACUAGAUUGUAA
Messenger RNA from Ophidiomyces ophidiicola, 1038 nucleotides. RefSeq lists its product as uncharacterized. The record is from RefSeq and is a predicted model, not a curated record. The coding region runs from base 1 to 1038 and encodes 345 amino acids. NCBI's taxonomy places the organism in Eukaryota, Fungi, Ascomycota, Eurotiomycetes, Onygenales, Onygenaceae. The transcript has a single exon.